Amorphotheca resinae ATCC 22711 is the source of this 1629-nucleotide messenger RNA. RefSeq lists its product as hypothetical. The record is from RefSeq and is a predicted model, not a curated record. The transcript has 3 exons. NCBI's taxonomy places the organism in Eukaryota, Fungi, Ascomycota, Leotiomycetes, Helotiales, Amorphothecaceae. The coding region runs from base 1 to 1629 and encodes 542 amino acids. Gene Ontology annotation, biological process: proteolysis. Gene Ontology annotation, molecular function: aspartic-type endopeptidase activity.
AUGAGGUCGCCGCUGGCUUCUGUCCUGCUUUGCACAUCGCUACUGUCGUCUCUAACUGCUGCAGCUGGUACAGUGCAUCUCGGUAUCAAAGGCAGGCGCGAUGUGGCUGGGCCCCAGCGAUUACGAAGACGUGCAGGUAGCAGCAGCACUCCCCUGGCUACCCUGACGGAAAAUCCCAACUUCUCGCAGUACUUCGCAGAGGUUGAGAUAGGGACACCCCCUCAGAAGCUCUCGUUGGUUGUCGACACUGGCAGUAGCGAUGUCUGGGCAGUUGCUUCAUCUGCUCCAAUCUGUGAAACAAAGGGCACCUGCUCUCUUGGAACCUUUGAUUCCUCUUCGUCCUCGACAUUCGACGACAAUGGACCAGGUCUGUUCCAGGACCAGUAUGCUGACGGAACUUCAACCACUGGUGACUUUUUCCUUGAUACUUUCAGCAUUGGGGGUGCAACCGUAGAGCAAUUUCAGAUGGGCAUUGCCUUGAAUACAAGUAUUCCCAAGGGGAUAAUGGGCAUCGGCUUUAAUAAUGCGGAGGCGGGUGGCAGCGUUCAGUACCCUAACUUGGUCGACACAAUGGUGAACCAGAGUGUUAUUGCUACCCAGGCGUACAGUCUCUGGCUGGAUGAUUACGCUGCAAAAACCGGGUCCCUCUUAUUUGGCGGAAUUGAUACCGAAAAGUACAGCGGGGAUCUUGCUAACAUCGCGAUGUACCCCUCCGCCCAGACAGGGGUCAUAGAUGCAUUUACAGUUGCCUUCACUUCUCUCACCAUCUCUAGUUCUUCUGGGAGUGAUACCCUGACACCGCCCGGCUAUGCUGAAGCCGUCAUCCUCGAUUCGGGGACCACUUUCACUUAUGUGCCCGACGACCUAGCUGAAGCAAUCUACAACGUAGUUGGUGCACAAUUCAACAGCGAGGCCGGGCUCGCCCUCUGUGUAUGCUCCACCGGAUCCGUAGAAGGAACCAUCGAUUUCGGAUUCGCCGGUGCUGACGGUCCCGUAAUCAAAGUUCCUAUCUCCGAGCUCGUCUACCCAGUCUACGACAACGAGGGGAACCAACCCACUCUGCAGAAUGGCGAUACGGUAUGCUCCUUCGGCAUCGAGCCCUCCUCCAGCCUUGGUUCCGACGUAGCCCUCCUCUUUGGUGACACGAUUCUCCGCUCCGCCUACGUGGUCUACGACCUCUACAACGCCCGCAUUGGCCUCGCGCAGACGGUCUUCAACAGCACGAAAUCGAACAUCAUCGCAUUUGAGAGCGCCGGUGCCCAGAUUCCCAGCGCCACAACUGUCACUAACGAGAACGCUGUCACGCAGACGGCAAGUGCGGACAAUUUCGGCGGUGGCGGAGCGGACCCUACGGCUCUGCCAACUUCGGUUGACGCCGGGACUGAAAUAGCUGGAACGUCGACAGCGGAAUUUACGGGGAAUGCGGGCCCGGCUUUCUCAACGGCAUUCUUUGACACUGCCACUUCAACAUCUAAAUCUAACCCUACGGGUAGUGGUUCAGGGGGCAGCUCGCCGACGGGCAAGAAGAGUGCUGCGGUUCCUGGUGUCAAGCCUGUUGCGUGGGUGCACAUUGCUCUUGUAGGAGCUACAUUGACGUUUAUGGCUGUUGGUGGUGGGCUCUUGCUAUGA